AGAAAUGCUUAAACAAAAGACAUUAAUGCUGAGUAAGAGUUUGAACAUUUCUACCUUCACUGCAAGUGAUGGGUGGCUCCAACGCUUUAAAUGUAGACAAGGCGUCAGAUUUCUGAAAAUUACAGGUGAGAAGUUAUCUUCUAAUCCUGAAUUCGUCUAUCCCUUCAAAGAAAAGUUUAAAGAAAUAAUCCGAGAACAUGGUUUGAAUUCUAACCAAUUGUAUAACGCCAACGAAACCGGAUUAUACUGGCAAUUAUUGCCUGAUAAAACGUAUGUUUCUAUUAAUGAAAAAACUGCUCCUGGUAUGAAAACAUCGAAAAAGAGGAUAACUUUUUUGGGUUGUUCAAAUGCUUCAGGACUCCAUAAACUGAAGCCAUUAAUAAUUGGAAAAUCAAAAACUCCAAGAUGUUUCAGGAAUUUCAAAAAUCCUUUGAUAUACAGAAACACAAAAAACGCCUGGAUGACAGGUCAAAUUUUUAAGGAUUGGUUCUUCGAAAACUUUGUACUGGAGGUGAAAUCGUUUUUGCGAAAUAUGAAUUUGCCACAGAAAGCAGUUCUGCUCUUAGAUAAUGCGCCAUCACAUCCAUCUGCUGAAGAGCUCAAAAAUGCAGAUGGCAAGAUUUUCGUAAUGUUUCUUCCACCAAAUGUAACUCCUUUGAACCAGCCAGUGGAUCAGAAUAUUCUGAGACUCACAAAAUUAUACUAUAGAAAUAGCUUACUGAGUUGUGUCGCUGCAAGUGAGGAAUCAAUAGGAACUGCACUCAAAAAAAUUACAUUACGAGAUGCGAUUCUUCAUUUGUCAUCUGCUCGGGAUAAACUAACACCACAAACCAUUAUUAAAUGCUGGAAUAAUGUAAUGCCUACAACUGCCACAUCUAUGAACGAGAGAUUCGAUGAUGCAGAUGACAACGUGCCUCUGAAUAUUUUGCAACAUAGAUGGAGGAACGAAACUGAAAAAGAAAAUUUGGAUAGUAUUGAUAGUGUCAUAAGGGAUACGAUUUCACUGCUAGAAGAGGUAGCACCUGCUCAGUACAAAUCGACAGAUGUGGAAGAGUGGAAUGAAGAUGUAAAUAAAGAAGGAGAUAGAACAGAAUCACAGGAAGAAUUAGAUACCAGUGAGAAUGAAGAGAAUGAACCACCGGUUAUCACGAUACCUCAUGCUACAGUUAUAAAGGCGUUGGAUACUACAAUAGAAUGGUCUAAACAAAAUAUGAUCCAUAUUAGUGAUAUAAUCACCUUGAAAUGAAUCCACGAAAAAGCUGUGAUGGCGAAAAUAAAUCAAAAAAGGGAACAAACAAAAAUAACUACUUUUUUCAA
This is a messenger RNA of Anoplophora glabripennis (Asian longhorned beetle), 1317 nucleotides long. Its product is annotated as jerky protein homolog-like. The record is from RefSeq and is a predicted model, not a curated record. Bases 5 to 1246 code for a protein of 413 amino acids. Gene Ontology annotation, cellular component: nucleus. Gene Ontology annotation, molecular function: DNA binding. The transcript is spliced from 3 exons. NCBI's taxonomy places the organism in Eukaryota, Metazoa, Arthropoda, Insecta, Coleoptera, Cerambycidae.